This is a messenger RNA of Rhinocladiella mackenziei CBS 650.93, 3351 nucleotides long. RefSeq lists its product as uncharacterized. The transcript has a single exon. The record is from RefSeq and is a predicted model, not a curated record. Lineage: Eukaryota; Fungi; Ascomycota; Eurotiomycetes; Chaetothyriales; Herpotrichiellaceae. Gene Ontology annotation, biological process: regulation of Rab protein signal transduction. Bases 1 to 3351 code for a protein of 1116 amino acids. Gene Ontology annotation, cellular component: cytoplasmic vesicle.
AUGCCCCCCGUAGAACCUUCCGAAUCUUCUCGUCCCCUUGCAGAUUAUUUCUGGAUUGCGGGCUUGGAUAGUCAACAACUGGUUGAUGCAUUCUCCCAGCCACGAUGGUCUCACGACCUCACCGACCCCAAUGGUGUCGAUUUUGCGAUCACGGAAGAGGCCACCACCGAAAACGACCAAUCCUCCAUUUUGCAGUCCCCUCGCGCUUCGGUCAGUCAUUCUCGACAUGACUCGUAUCAGCGACUCUCCCAAUUCUCAAACGAGGCUAGGAAUAGCAUUCAGAGCCUUGAUGAGGCCACCAGUCCACAAAGCAGCCGCAGUAGUGUAACAAUUCGACCACCUACCACCUCAGCUACUCGGGUGUCCACUGCGAUAACUGAAGCCGACUUUGAGAAAGCAAUGAAGAAAUUCGUCACCGACCGAGAUGCCUUCUUCCUUGACCUGACUUUCAAUCCUGCCGGGCCAUCUAAGCCCGGCCGAUCAAGAUCACGUCCUAAAACCCAAAAAAUUAUUGUCGCCGACGAGCCUAGCCCGCCACCAAAUCGUAACUUCGGAAGUAUCCGCAGACAUCUGUCAUUCAAAGACAUGUCAAGUGCCAAACGCCAACCAUCCAUGGCUCGACGAACCUCCACGCGCACGUCUCGCCGAAUGAGCAGUUACAACUCGGUCAUCCCGAACCCCGAGACUUUUCAAAGUUCACCAGAUCAGCAUCCACUCUCCCGGAAGUUUGAGCCGGUCUUGCUUGAGAGAUACCCUCGAGCGGCCACGGUCGAUAAAUUCCGCAAGCGAGGACCAUUCCCUGAUUAUGUCCCUAUGUUUGCUUUUCCAAAUGAUAUCAAAAUCGUCUCUGCGGAUACCAAACCGAAGUCAACCUGGCAUGAAUUCUCCAUGACAGCGGCCGACAAUUCGAGGAUCACGGCGGUGUCGGUCACAGUUUGGCUUCCGGUCAACCGUGAGAUUGCGAUCGACCUGGAGAAAAGAUGUGAGGAAUGGCAAAAAGCUCACAUGUCCGAAGCAGAAAGAGAAAUGGCCUCGUCGUUGGCACAAAGAUUGACAAGUGAAAGUGCAAAACUGUCCAGACUGCUUACGCAGCUGCCUCAAGUCUCUCAAGGGUCUCGGGCAAGAGAAGAAUUGGAAGACGAAAUCAGUGCCGUGGAAGAGAAAAUUGCUCUGAUGUCGGACAUGCUGAGACCGCUGCACCAUGGUUCCGUAUCAGAAAUCCAAGGGCUUACCAGCGGCGAAACACGAUUUUGGAUUCCGAGGUCUUAUGGCAUUUUGGGAAAAGACAGCACCAUGGCCAACUUUUGGAGACAAUGGUUGCGGGCCAUCGUUAUUCCAAUGACCGACGGUGGAGUAUUGCGAGUGCCUGCUAGUUCCCCUCGGGUUGGUAUGUGGCAACCUCUGGAACGAUAUGUCGCCACUUUAUGCCUCGAGGCACCUUGUCCUAUGUCCUCUAAGGUCCAAGUUCAAGUCUCCAUACGAGAACUUCAUCUUUAUGCUAAGAAGGAAGCUGCCAACGAACUACCGGGCAGUCGGACCACCGAUCUAUACCCUCUGUUCAAAUCGCUCACCAUACCCAACAUCGUCCUUCUUCUUGAAUAUGUUCUGGCAGAAUCCAGGAUCAUUUUGCUUUCGACUCACAUUUCGAUGCUGCAACUGGUCAGCAAAGCGAUUUUGGAACUCGUUUGGCCGCUGGAGUGGACAGGGGUUUAUAUUCCUGUCCUCCCAUCGCGGCUUGUCCAGGCUUUGGACGCUCCUUGCCCUUAUAUCUGUGGCAUUGAUCGCAAAUACGAGAAAUAUGACCUUCCCGAAGACGAUUAUGUUUUGGUCGAUUUGGAUAAGAACGAACUACACAGUGUGGCGCCACCACCAUUUUUACCUAAACAGCAGCGAAGAAAGUUGAUGUAUUUGUUGUAUCAGGCAGCACCACUUCACCAUGGCUUUGGCGUUUCUCCGGGCCCACCUGCAUACGCCGUCGAGACAUUUCCAUUUGAUGCCUUUUCUGCAGAAAUUGACUCGGUCUUCACAGCCAUCGCCAAAUCUACAAAUCUGGACAAACUGGCCAGCCUCAGUUCAACGUCGUUCGGCCCACAGGCGGCCUCAGAUACUAUCCGUCGGGCCCCGAUGUUGAACGUGUUCCUCGCCUCUGGCCCAACGCGGGGGAAAAGUAUUGAUAGACCAAGAACAGCUUCAACUGCUAGACAAUCCGUUCAGACAGGCUCUGAUGGACAGUCCCCAAUUACCGGGAGUUUUGCAAUGCCCUCCAGCUCGACAGCCCCACGCAAUGACUCCGGGUACGCUCUUCAAACAUCGCUGCGUGAGAAGAGAUCAGGUCAUUUCGAUGCGCUUUCUAAGCGAAGUUUCUCUGGCUCUUCUCAUAUGAUUCGAAAGGCCAGCAUUCCUUUUGCCAGGCACAAUGCCACUCCUUCCAACACGUCGUUCUCUGAUAUGAAGAACGGAUCAAUGUAUACUCCUUCUGUGUAUGAUCAGUCCACAUUGGCUGCAUCUACAAUCAUGCCGAGUAUUCGUAUCCAGCCUGUGAAGGAUACCGAGGGAACACACUGGGUGGAAGGACAUUGUUUACAAUGGCGAGCGUCAGAUGGCACUUCCACAUGUGUUCUCUGUGACGACAAGGCUCAAGAAGGAUACUAUCGCUGUUCCGGUUGCGGCUUCGUAAUUCAUGACCGCUGUGCUCAUCAGAUCACCGUCGUCUGUUCAGCUGCUUUCUAUUCCGACCAGGUCCGCGCAGCGUUUGUGAGAUGCUUGGCUAGCUUGUUCUACACCUACCGAAGAUUUAUGCAACCAGCACCUUCGCAGAAGAAGAAACUUGGGACAAUCUAUGAGUUUGACAAUGAUGCAUUUAUCAAGAGCCUCCCCCCGGACCACGCCGCCUACAUGGAGAUGCUCCAGCAAACUCAAGCAUGGAAUGAGUUCAUCAUGGAUCGUGAAGAGAAAGCUUCAACGCCAGACAUCGCAUUGUUCGACGCAAUCAUAAUGGCAAAGCGUGGUCGGGCUGGGUUGCUUCGAUCAACUCUACCAAACAUUGCCCUCAACCGCAGAAGCUUCGUACCCCGAUCGCCGUCGGGGACGAUGCGUACCGAUAUUCUUUCCGAUACGUCCCAACAUCAAUGGCGCAUCGUUUCGACACCCGCAAGUUCUGAACGGCCAGACCUGGGCUCAGCAGCAAAAGGACGUGACUACCAUACGAUCAUUACGCGAAUCCCAGCCAAACUGGAGGAAGGAUUGUUCAAGCAGGAGGAAAAAGUGCCGGAUUUGCCCACAAUUCCGAAGAAGUCUCGAGCAAGUAUGGUGAAUGGAAGGAUGAAUGGACUCAGCAUGCACGCCCCCUGA